AUGCAACAAGACAUUGGUGUCCUUGUACCAAUCAGUAAAAUUAAGAAUGCAGCUGCAGCAAGUAGUGAAGAAGACAGAUGGUAUGGUGGCCUUCGUAGUGAGAGGAUUCAAGAGACAGAAUACAGUGGUCAUGAUCAGAUCGAUUUGUAUGAUGAUGUCAUAUCACCAUCUGCCAAUAAUGGGGAUGCACCAGAAGAUCGUGAUUAUAUGGAUAGCAUGCCGCAGUCUGUUUCAGAUGAUGGUGGCAAAACUCCUAACUCAUUGGGCCCAAAUAUUGUAUAUACAUAUACUGGCAAGAGAAUAGCUUUGUAUAUUGGGAAUCUGACUUGGUGGACCACAGAUGAGGAUCUGACUGAAGCUCUCCAUUCAAUGGGCAUUACUGAUCUUUUAGAAAUCAAAUUUUUUGAGAACCGGGCUAAUGGACAGUCAAAAGGGUUUGCCCUCAUUUGUGUGGGAUCUGAAAGUUCAUCCAAAAAAUUGAUGGAUAUGCUUCCUAAACGAGAUAUGCAUGGACAGAAUCCUAUCGUCACACCAUGCAAUAAGCAGUCCCUCAGUCAGUUUGAAAUGCAGUCUAGAAAAUCUACUCAGUCUGGCCAAAUGUCAGGUGAAGGGAAAGCUGGGCCGCCUGGAGCUAACAGUCGAUUAGCAUUUUCUCAGAGUGGAAGAGGACGUGGUCGUUUCCCACCAUCUGGCCCUGGUGGGGACAGAUUCCCAGGGCCUUCUGGACCAGGAGGGCCUCCACCUUUUCCUGGGCAAGGUCCACCACGACCACCUCCAGGUCCUCCUGGUCCACCAGGCCCCCCGGGUCCGCCUCCACCUGGACAAGGCCUUCCUCCUCCAUUAGGUGGGCCACCAAAUCGUGGUGAUCGUCCUCCACCCCCAGUUCUGUUUCCAGGGCAACCGUUUGGACAACCUCCCAUGGGACCACUCCCUCCUGGUCCUCCCCCUCCUGUUCCAGGCUAUGGUCCUCCUCCUGGGCCCCCCCCUCCUCAACAAGGACCACCCCCACCACCUGGUCCCUUCCCACCACGUCCUCCAGGCCCACUUGGCCCACCGAUUAGUCUUGCUCCACCUCCCCAUCUCCCUGGACCCCCUCCUGGUGCACCACCUCCAGCCCCUCAUGUAAAUCCUGCUUUCUUCCCACCACCAACCAGUAAUGUAAUUCCCUCAUCUGACAGCCGUGGACCGCCUCCGUCAGAUCCGUAUGGUCGCCCUCCGCCAUAUGAUAGAGGAGACUAUGGACCUGCUGGCAGAGACAUGGAUUCUUCGAGGACUCCACUGAGUGAAGCAGAAUUUGAGGAAAUUAUGAAUCGAAAUAGAGCCAUUUCUAGUAGUGCAAUAUCAAGGGCUGUGUCGGAUGCUAGUGCUGGUGAUUAUGGGAGUGCUAUUGAAACCCUGGUUACAGCUAUUUCUUUGAUAAAGCAGUCUAAAGUAUCUGCAGAUGACCGUUGCAAAGUUCUCAUAAGUUCUCUACAGGAUUGUCUUCAUGGAAUAGAAUCAAAGUCAUAUGGUUCUGGGUCACGAAAACGUGAACGUUCACGGGAGAGGGACCACAGUAGAUCAAGAGAGAAAAGCAGACGCCAUAAAGAGCGCUCACGAAGCCGUGACCGACAUGAUGAUUAUUACCGUGAAAGAAGUAGAGAGCGGGAAAGGCAUCGUGAUCGUGAACGAGACAGAGACAGAGAGAGAGACAGAGAACGAGAGUAUCGUCACCGUUAAAUAGCUGUCUGAAGAGAAACGUCUCCAGCUAAAAGAAACAACAAAGGCUCUUCACAGAAAGGACUGCCCUUUAUCCAUCUGUUGGAAUUUCAUGGUUGAACAGGAAUUCUCAGGCUACGUGGUUAAACGGAGCAACAGUAACGAAUAAAGCAAAUCCACUGUAAUGGUAACUGAUUGCUCUACAUUUUUUUUAUGUUGCUUGAUUAACCAUUUUAUUUGGACACAACCUGUGACUUAAAAGUUACUAAAAGCUUUGGCAACUCUUCGUAUUCUAAGCGUUAGAAGUACCUGACAUGUAAACAAUUAAAAGUCGUUAGCUUCACUGUUUUUAUAGUUCUUUCAUCUUGUUACCAAAAUUGUUACAAAAAUAUUAAUGUUCAAAUAAUGACUGUAAGCAGCUCAGUUUCAGUUUAUCAAAAUAGAUGUACCAUUAGUGUUGUAAUAAACUGUUAAAUGGAGCCUACGGUUGUGUAGAUUAUGCAAGUUUUCAAAUUCAGUUUCUUGAUGUUGAAUCCUUUUGAAGGCUGUAUGUUUGUGUUUUAAUUUGAUAAAUUUCAAUAUGUGUAAUUUGCCUCAGUUAGUUCGGAGCUUGUGUUAGUCAACCUUCCAUUGUAGUUUUAAUGCAGAAGCAUCUUGAUGAUAAAAAUCCAGAUGUGGUUGAUUGGGGACUUUUUUAAACACAUUGACUUCACGUCUUGGAAUUAAAAAUAAUUCAGCAAUAUAAUCUGUGACUGCUUGUGUAGAAGAAAGAAUUUUUCCUAUUUUGUAUGUCAAAGCAUAGUGUGUUGGACAUGAAAUUCUGAUUUUAGUGAGGAUUUUUUUCCUAAAUCCUGUGCUAAUUGUUUUUAUCUGCCUCUGCUACCUCAACUGGGGAGAGGAUUGGUUUACUUAAAUGUACAGCAGUUGCAUUGUAUUUCAAUACAGACUAUUUGGGACUGCCAAAUACUUAAUUUUUUUUAACUAAAUGAAGACAGUACGAACAAGCUGAAUAUAGAAGUAGAAGCCCGUGUUCUAAGAUUUUGUUAUAGUAAUUGAAACUGAAAGCUCUGUAUAUGUUUUCAUUUUGUCUUGAGUUUGAAUUUGAAAACCACCAAAAUCUCUACACACUGCGUUUUACUUUGAACAGAUUUCUAGCUUGUUUAGAAGAUGCAGUUAAUGUCAAGUAUUUUUCUAUGGCCUUAGUUUCUGAAAAUUAGCUUAAAAAGGUGUCUAAAAACAUAUAUGGUGAAAAGGGCAGUUCGUGUAGAUUAACUUUUGAUGGUUUUAAUAUUCUUGUACAAAACCAGAACAAAACAAGGAUAGCACAGUUUCAACUGUCUGUAUAUUAGAACUAUUUUUGCACUGAAAAGUUUUUAAAUGUUGAAAUGUGAAACUCAAACACUGGGCAAAUACAAAAUGUGAAACAUUUUUUUUUAAAAAAUGCUUUGGGGCGGGGUUGUGAUCAGUCUGAAGCACAUUCGUCAGUUGCAAAAUGGUAUAUCCUAAGUCUCUAUAGUGUUAAAAUAAAAAUGAUGGUUCA
Messenger RNA from Rhincodon typus (whale shark), 3238 nucleotides. It is a transcript of the gene cpsf6, whose product is annotated as cleavage and polyadenylation specific factor 6. The transcript has 10 exons. The record is from RefSeq and is a predicted model, not a curated record. Gene Ontology annotation, cellular component: mRNA cleavage and polyadenylation specificity factor complex. Gene Ontology annotation, molecular function: mRNA binding. Bases 1 to 1719 code for a protein of 572 amino acids. NCBI's taxonomy places the organism in Eukaryota, Metazoa, Chordata, Chondrichthyes, Orectolobiformes, Rhincodontidae. Gene Ontology annotation, biological process: mRNA alternative polyadenylation.